This is a messenger RNA of Chlamydomonas reinhardtii, 1523 nucleotides long. RefSeq lists its product as uncharacterized. NCBI's taxonomy places the organism in Eukaryota, Viridiplantae, Chlorophyta, Chlorophyceae, Chlamydomonadales, Chlamydomonadaceae. The coding region runs from base 147 to 623 and encodes 158 amino acids. The record is from RefSeq and is a predicted model, not a curated record. The transcript is spliced from 3 exons.
GCGAUCAAACCUUUUCAGCUUGAGUUCUUCGCAAGAGGCCAAGAGCAUAGCACAACACAUUCACUUUCAAAGACUCUCGCUGUCCAUUCCCUGCCUGUUUAUUCCAGUUUGACAUUCCGACUGCAAAUCCAAACACAGCGACCAACAUGAACGGCGACGCUGGACUGUCCGGGGAACCGCAGGGGCUCGAGCAGCGCAUGAAGGCGCACGUUACCGCGUCCGAGCAGCGCACGAAAGCGCACAUCGACGAGUCGGAGCAGCGCACGAAGGCGUAUGUGGACGCCAAAACUGCAGAGCUUAAGGAGGAGUUCAGCAGCGCGCUCGCCCACGUGGGCUUCAACAUCGUGGCGCGACUCAAGAACGUGGCUGCGGCCACGGACGCGCCGCUUGAGAAGUUGAAGAAGGAGAGCGGCCAGAACGCCGGCAGCAUGCCGCCCAGCCCGCCCUUCCCGGCGGACAAGGCGGCGCUGUUCGGCACCACCACGGCUGAGCACAUCAACGCGCUGCAGAACUUCUACGGUGUGGAGUUUGGAGCGGGGGCAGCUGAGGCGGGGCGUGCCUCCCGCACCAACACCCUGCAGCAGAGGCGCCGGCAGCUGGGUGCGUUCCUGGGGGCGCGGUAGAGGCAGCAGCCCCAAAGCUGGGCGGCGUUAGAUGCUGGCCACCAGACCUGAUGAUGUCUGCACGGCGCUGGAAUUGUUGCAGCCAGCAGCAGCCGAAGCUGUUAGACACGCUCCUUAUUGGCCCCACGCAUUUUGCCUGGCAGCAGCUCGUUCACCGCACCCCAGCGUUGUGACAUGCUAUCGAAGGCUGGGCGGGGGCAAAGCAAAAGGCAGGAGCACAGGAAAGGCCUGGAGAAUCAGGGGCAAAGGAAAGGGCCUGGAGAGGUUUGGUGCUGCAUUUAGUCACAGGGAGGCGCGAGGCGAUGAUGUAAGUUUGCGAAGGCGUGGCCUGGGCAGCGGCAGGGGGCUGGGCAGCGGCAGGGGCAAAGGGCAGAGCUGAGAGAGUGUGAGGCUGUGCUGCAGGGAUGAAGUGGCUAUCGUACAGUGCUUUAUUCGUUAUAGGUGUUUAUUGCGGACUGGCUUCCCCCAUGUUGAGGGGCGACCCGCCGGCAUGUGCAGACAAUGAGGCUGGAGACGCAUGGUCGUGAAGCGCAGCGGUGCCUGUACAAACCGACCCCAGCUGUAGGUAAGGGUGACGGGGGCAUCCGGCCAGGUAGCGAUGACAUGUCAAACGGUGACGGUGAGGAAGUGACUUUUGACAAGAAAAGGUGGCUCUCCCUUGCAAGGGAAAAGUGGGCUGUGCCGCCACGCCACGUCCUCCGUCUGAGGCCGAAGGUUCCGAUACUAGCCUCAUCUCCCGGACAUAGCCGGGGUCGGUUUGUACAGGCACCGCCCGCCAUAUGUGCCCAGUCGCGCCCAGCUAUCAAGCACUAGUGCAGCAGGCAGCAGGCCAACCAGACAGCAAGGAAAACACCCCUGCCGCUGCAGCUGACUGCCCGCUACGCCAUCCUCGUCAGCACA